AUGGAGAAGAAACCGUCUACGUCGACAGCUCCGGCAUCGAGACCUGCCUCCGAUGUCGACCGCCCGAUACCGAAGCCCUCGACAUCGAAGACACAAUCGUCCGCCUCUACACCAAUAGAGAAGAAGGCUAAGGCGAGUAAAAAAGAAGAGUGUGUGAUUUGCAGAGUUCCGUGUCGUACAAUAAUACUUUCAAGAGAGAUGAAUUCAGAUAUACAGUCACUGUUUAUGGGAAUAGAUGGGUUGUGCAGAAAAUAUUCCAAAGAAGUCUCACAAAUUUCACAAUUCCAGGAAAAACACAGAGGGCAUUUAUUAACUUACUUCAAGGGAAAGAUUACAAAAUUGGAUGGAUAUUGGAAAGCAACACAGCAUGUGCAGCAUACACAAUAUCAGCAACACGGGGACUCAUCGAUGGAAGUAGAUUACAUACCACCUUCAGUGAGAAAAAUUGAACCAGUGGCUGGAUCAAGAAUAUCGUUGAUAAGCCCGCCUCAGAAUGGACAUAUGGGUAGUGUUCCCUGCAGAAGUUCUCGAUUGUCUGGACUGGCUUUAUGUCAAAACAGUACGUCGGAGUCUGUAAGGUCAACACCAUUAAGAAUGCCAAGUAGAGAAACUCCUUACAUGUCCCAGAUUGGAUCAUCACAAAAUAAUAAAAUCAGCAUACCAGAUGCUUUUGGAUUGCGAACUCCUCAGCAUUAUCAAAAUAUACCAACAUCUUCACUCCCAGUGGUUACAAGAUGCCCCAUCAGUCUUGCUGAUCUUUUACAGAAGCAACAUUUAGCGCAGGCGACAUCGAGGGAAGCAGAGAGGAGAACUGGUCGCUUGGAACAUGAGGCAUCCAAGAAGCUCAGCCUGCCAGCAGUGGAUGACCCUAUCAACAGUCUGGUAUCUACUUCAGUGCUUCCCGUGGGAGCGGAUGGCCUUCUGAAAGAUAACAGCGACAAGCGUAUUGAGCAAAUGCUGAGAAGAGAUUUUGAGGCAUCUGCAAACGCUCUCAGAGCCUCAGUUUUGGGAUCCUUGUUCGCUAGAGCAGCCUAUGCAUGGGCUUCAGAUCUGGCCAAGACCGAUAGUGGUAUCCCAAAGGACCUGAAAGAUGAAUUUUAA
Messenger RNA from Gekko japonicus, 1101 nucleotides. It is a transcript of the gene RNF212, whose product is annotated as ring finger protein 212. Gene Ontology annotation, biological process: reciprocal meiotic recombination; protein sumoylation; homologous chromosome pairing at meiosis. The transcript has 12 exons. The record is from RefSeq and is a predicted model, not a curated record. The coding region runs from base 1 to 1101 and encodes 366 amino acids. Gene Ontology annotation, cellular component: synaptonemal complex. Gene Ontology annotation, molecular function: SUMO transferase activity. NCBI's taxonomy places the organism in Eukaryota, Metazoa, Chordata, Lepidosauria, Squamata, Gekkonidae.